UAAAAAAUAAAUAUAAUGGGACUAACGGAUUGGGCCUGGCCCAUGUGGCAGGGUUGUUCUUAUAACUCCGAAACCCUAGCAUUUUUUGAUUCCACUCCACUUCAGUUCCGUUUUCAUCUCGGCGGUGAACGCGCAGCGGCGACUGUAAUGGGUGCCUACACUUACGUUUCUGAGCUAUGGAAGAAGAAGCAAUCCGAUGUGAUGCGGUUUUUGCUUAGGGUUCGCUGUUGGGAGUACCGUCAGCUUCCCGCUGUUGUACGUGUCACCCACCCCACUCGCCCCGACAAGGCCCGCCGCCUCGGCUACAAGGCCAAGCAGGGGUAUGUGGUGUACCGUGUGCGUGUUAGACGUGGUGGAAGGAAGAGGCCAGUUCCCAAGGGUAUUGUGUAUGGUAAGCCCACUAACCAGGGAGUUACUCAGCUCAAGUUCCAGCGCAGCAAGCGCUCGGUCGCUGAGGAACGUGCUGGAAGGAAACUGGCUGGUCUUAGGGUUCUUAACUCUUACUGGAUCAACGAGGAUUCGACUUACAAGUACUUUGAGGUGAUUCUGGUCGAUCCAGCGCAUACAACUGUGCGCAAUGACCCAAGAAUCAACUGGAUCUGCAAUCCAGUUCACAAACACAGAGAGCUUCGCGGGCUCACUUCGGCUGGAAAGAAAUACAGAGGACUUAGGGGCAGAGGUCACUUGCACCACAAAGCACGUCCUUCAAGAAGGGCUACCUGGAAGAGGAACCAGACCCUCUCUCUUCGUCGUUAUCGUUAAUCUUCAUAAUUUUGCUAUUACCUAUUUUACAUUUUUAAAACAUGUCUCUGUGUGUCUGCUCUAGGUUCUUGUUUUCUAAAAUAUUAUGCUAUAUUUUCUGGAUUAAGGAUAUUAUUAUCUUGCAAUGACUGUUGUUUAUGCCCUGGUAAUUUUGUUCUUUUUUUGUUUCCUAAAUGUACCAACUUAUUUUCUUGUUGUUACUGAAUUUAUUUUUUCUC
Erythranthe guttata (spotted monkey flower) is the source of this 980-nucleotide messenger RNA. RefSeq names its product large ribosomal subunit protein eL15. The record is from RefSeq and is a predicted model, not a curated record. Gene Ontology annotation, molecular function: RNA binding; structural constituent of ribosome. Gene Ontology annotation, biological process: cytoplasmic translation. Gene Ontology annotation, cellular component: ribosome; cytosolic large ribosomal subunit. Lineage: Eukaryota; Viridiplantae; Streptophyta; Magnoliopsida; Lamiales; Phrymaceae.